Ectocarpus sp. CCAP 1310/34 is the source of this 749-nucleotide messenger RNA. The record is from the annotation of a GenBank genome assembly. Lineage: Eukaryota; Phaeophyceae; Ectocarpales; Ectocarpaceae.
GCGGUCGGACGCGAUCAUGAUCUACUACUGUACUGCUGCACGGUAUUAAACCGCCCACCAAACACAGGAGUCAGCACCCUCUACGGUGCGUUCGGCUCUCGGUCAUCGCGGAUUCAGCCUCUAGGACGGCCUUGUACGAUGUCACCUGCUUCUCGACGGCGAGAAGCGGAAACCUAGGGGUGCUGCAACAUGGGGGGCAUUUCUACACGUGUAGUCAUCGCCAGGAGCAUCGAGGUCUCGAGAGACGGAGUUUCCGAUGGAAACGACUCACGAUCAUAGCACAAGCUCCAGGAGCCAGCAGUUCCUUGUGCUCCUUCCUGGAGAUCACGUACAGCUCUCGCGGUAUCUGCAAGAAGAGCACGCACAAUGGGGGGAGCCCGGAAGAACAAUGUUCAGCUUCAGCGACGCUUUCUUCGGUAGACAGCGCUGCCGCUCAAUAGAGCUCGUCCGUUGGAGUACCAGGAACUUGGAUGCUUAGACCAAUGGGGCGGCAGUCGAAUUCUUGUGAAGGGCAAAGGGUUGUCAGCAACUCCCUCGUUGCAGGCAUGGAGCUAUUUUAAGUACGUCGAAGGAAGCAUGGUAUCUUGCGCGUUCUAAACGACUCUCAUGUAUCGUAUAGUAAGGAUGAGUGUCUCGGGACCCGCCGAUCUGUUUAUAAGCAACACGAUUGUAGGAGCGAUUCCCUGAGCUCGAAGCUCUGUUGCUGCCUCUGUUCCGCUGUAGCUAUUGUUGUUGUUGUUAUUGUUGUU